AUGGCCAGGAAACGCUUCUUUUUCAGUCUGAACGCUGCGCUGCUGGCCACGCAGUUUCUCUGCGUCCUUGCAAAGCCAUGGAUUCGAAGCACGGCCUCUUCUAUCUUGUCUGCGCCAAAUCACAUUGUGCCCGACUAUGUCACCAAAUACGCGCCGCUCGUCUGGCUACACUCGGAUGACCCGUUUCGGCCGUCAGACUUGCUCGAACACAUCCGGCACACAACUCCUGCAGUCAACUAUAGCCUUGUCGCCGACCUGCCAGAAUUGAACCUCGACAAUCUCGCUCUGCUCAACAAUAUUAGCAGUGAAAGAGUCGCUCUGACCUCCAAUGACGAUGUUACAACCCUGCCCGCAUGGCUGUAUGGCCAUAGUCCGGACGAAGCCGGCAGAAUCGCAAAUGCGACGCCUUGUGUCGUGAUCCUCGUCGAACGAAGCGCCCGAGACGUUGACGCCUUCUUCUUCUACUUCUACUCGUACGAUCGAGGCGCGAAUAUCACGCAGGUCGUGGAACCUCUGAACCGGCUGAUAGAAGAUACUGAGCAUGGCAUGCAUUUUGGAGACCAUGUUGGCGACUGGGAGCACAACAUGAUACGAUUUCGAGAUAGUAAGCCCACUGGUAUCUACUACAGCCAGCAUGCUGGUGGCGCUGCUUACGACUGGAACGACAUGAAGCUUUCUAUGAAGAGUGGGCGGCCUCUUGUGUUUAGCGCAUACGGGUCGCAUGCGAAUUACGCCACUUCUGGCGACCACAUUCACGACUCGGCCUUGAUCGACUAUUGCGAUGCCGGCAAAUUGUGGGAUCCGGCCCUCUCAGCGUACUUUUAUCACCUCGAUCCCGCCAAUUUUAAACUAACGCGCCUCUUCACCUCGAUAUCCAACUCCACCGUCGCGUCAAAUAUGACAUCCUUCUUCUACUACACUGGCAUCUGGGGCGAUGCCCAGUAUCCGGAUUCCGAUAAGCGACAAAAGACCGUUCCAAAGUUUGGCCUGAAGCGGUUUGUAUCAGGGCCGCAAGGUCCCAUUGUGAAGAAUCUCGUACGAAAGGGGCUUAUGCCCGACCAGCGUGAAAAGAUAACAUGGAUGCAGUGGGCUGUUGGCAUUUUUAUGUCAUGGUACCCAUGUUGCAUACGAGGAUAUAGAGUCUGGGUGUCUGUGGCCGUGAUCAUAGGGUUUAUAAUACUGACCGUGUUUGGAGUAAGACAUGGAGUGAAGAAGUACAGGAGGACAAAGGGGUACCAAAAAGUAGAUACAGAGAUUCCAUUACGCGAGAUGAACCAUGGUGGUCAAGACGAUGCUGGCAUGCAUCGCAACCAAUCCUACUAG
Messenger RNA from Trichoderma gamsii, 1323 nucleotides. RefSeq lists its product as hypothetical. Lineage: Eukaryota; Fungi; Ascomycota; Sordariomycetes; Hypocreales; Hypocreaceae. The transcript has 5 exons. The coding region runs from base 1 to 1323 and encodes 440 amino acids. The record is from RefSeq and is a predicted model, not a curated record.